Heterostelium album PN500 is the source of this 168-nucleotide messenger RNA. RefSeq lists its product as uncharacterized. NCBI's taxonomy places the organism in Eukaryota, Evosea, Eumycetozoa, Acytosteliales, Acytosteliaceae. The transcript is spliced from 3 exons. The record is from RefSeq and is a predicted model, not a curated record. Bases 1 to 168 code for a protein of 55 amino acids.
AUGAAACUUAGUGGAUCACAAACUAUUGAUGUUGGUGAAACAUCUCCAGGUGAAACCAGAGCAAGAAGAAACAAGAAGUUCCCAGAUCUCAUCUCCCAACCAGAUGAAAAUACUAAGACUCUCUAUGAUGUUUAUCAGAAUGAAAAUAGACAAAAAUUAAAAGUAUAA